Messenger RNA from Diabrotica virgifera virgifera (western corn rootworm), 2049 nucleotides. RefSeq names its product paired box protein Pax-5 (gene sv). NCBI's taxonomy places the organism in Eukaryota, Metazoa, Arthropoda, Insecta, Coleoptera, Chrysomelidae. The transcript has 11 exons. Bases 436 to 2049 code for a protein of 537 amino acids. Gene Ontology annotation, molecular function: RNA polymerase II cis-regulatory region sequence-specific DNA binding; DNA-binding transcription factor activity, RNA polymerase II-specific. The record is from RefSeq and is a predicted model, not a curated record. Gene Ontology annotation, biological process: anatomical structure development; regulation of transcription by RNA polymerase II.
CGUACUAAGAAGUCAGCGAAUAGCAUCCUGCUCUCGAAACCAUAUCGCGUGAUUUUUUCGAGAGAAUUUUGACAGGAGCUUUUCCUGAACAACGUUUGUCGUCUAGCCCAGCAUUGAGGUCUCUCUGAGCAAUUCGUCGCUUGUGUGAUUGAUCACUAAGGUUAUAGUGUACGUCGCCUUGUGUUUGCCGGCGCUUGUGAUAUAUGGACACAAAACAAUUAGUGUAUUGGGAUGAACUUGUGAAAAGAAAAAUUAGUGUUAAAGUAAAUAGUGACUUCGUUUACUUUUAAGCUGCUAAUGCAAUGAAUUAGUAGAUCUAACUAUUUUUUAUAGAUUUUUAAAGUAUUAUUGGUGUUUCUUGUGCGGUAAAAACUAAAGUGAACAUUUUAUUUUUAUUUGGAGUAAUUAAGGUGUGGCCCAACCAUUGAGGGUAGCAUGAUAACGAUGGAGUGUCAGCCAGGUGGUCAUGGGGGACCUCUGGGACACUCCAUGAUGUUAGAUCCCUCAGGAGGCGGAAUGCAUCAGCAGGAAAGCGAUCACAAGAAGAAACUUUUUUCAGGAGACGGUGGAUCCCACGUUGGAUCUUCUUCAAGUGAUGGCCAUGGAGGCGUUAACCAACUGGGUGGAGUCUUCGUGAACGGUAGGCCUUUGCCGGACGUAGUGAGGCAAAGGAUAGUCGAAUUAGCUCACAACGGAGUACGGCCCUGUGAUAUUUCCAGACAGUUAAGGGUGUCCCAUGGAUGCGUAUCCAAAAUUCUUUCGAGGUAUUACGAAACGGGUAGCUUUAAGGCCGGUGUAAUCGGCGGUUCCAAACCAAAAGUUGCAACUCCACCUGUAGUAGAUGCUAUCGCUAACUACAAAAGAGAAAAUCCUACGAUGUUUGCCUGGGAAAUUCGUGAUAGGCUUCUGGCUGAAGGAAUUUGCUCCCAAGACAAUGUACCUAGUGUAUCUUCAAUUAAUAGGAUUGUGAGGAACAAGGCUGCUGAAAAGGCCAAGCAUGCGCACCAAAUAGCGACAAGUAACGCUGCCUCGUCUGUUAGCGGAGGACCCGUAUCUGUGAUCGCGCAUGCACCAGCAACGCAAUUAAACGAACCCAGAUCGGGUGCUUAUAGUAUAAAUGGUAUCUUAGGUUUACAACAUGAUCCAAAUGGAAAUAGUAUAAAGAGGAAACGAAUAGACGACCACGACGAAAACAAGGACAUGAACGGACACCCGGAAGAUGACUUCAAGAGGCAAAGAUCGCAGUAUAAUGGCGACCAGCUUUAUUCAAAUCUUUGGACGCCAGGAAAAUGGAAUAUAAAAGAUGAACACAAAUUAUUGUCAGAAUUAGGCGGAGCUGGUACAACCACAGGUCAAACGGGCUAUUACGACACACACGCAGGAUUUGGAGGUGUCAGUAACGUCAGCUCCGCAUCAGACAUCUAUGACACCAUCAACACGAUGAGCCAAGCGACAUCCCAGAAUCUAUACACACCUCCCUUGGCUGGUUCAUUAGCUGAAACUAGUUCCCCGUACAAUGGCGUUGUCGGUCUGGGUGCCGCUGUGGACGGUUCAUCACCAGGAUUACCACUCGCAUUACCCGCAGAAUCCGGAAGUCAACCCGCAUCGCAUACUGGGUCUCCUGACCCUGCUGCUUUGACCGUUCUUCAACCGUCCAAUGGAGCUUCCCAACAUUAUACGACGAUGUUACCAAAUUUUGGGUAUUCAACCACAGCAGGCACCACAAUGGUACCAGGAACUGAUUACGCUUAUAGUACUGCAUACAGUCAGUAUGGAGCAGCUUACGGCACUUAUGGAUAUGGUAGUGCGUCUAGCGGGUUACUUAAUAGUGCGUAUUAUUACAACGAUAUUACCGCCAAUGGAAUCAACAGCAAUGAGCCAGCACAAAUCAGUUGCGUAAACUCAAAUGCAAACACAGACCAAAGCAGUCGGAGUCCUCUAGCGGCGACUAGAGCAAAUUCCCUAGCCUCAGCCAACUCACCGACCGAGAGUGGGAGCGCUUGCCUCAAAACAGAAAACAUUUUUACCCAUGAUCUGAACUUAGCUUAA